GCUUGCGCCACGUCGUCGGCAGUUAGGUUGGCGUCUACUACCUCUAACUCACCACUGCAGAUCCAGCGACAUCUUGUCAAGAGCAAGAAUGGGUAACGCUCAAUCAGCUGGAAGAGCAUACCACGAGAGUGUUGUAAUAGGAGAGAAAAUGUUUGUUUGGGGAGGAGCGUCUGACUCAGCUGGUGGCUUUGACUAUCGAGUCAACUUGUAUAGUAUGAACAUGAUAUCUGGGGUGUGGGAUGCUUAUACUGCAUAUACUGCUGAUGCUAACGACACACCGACACCUUGUAGAUCAGCAUGCAGUGCUGUAGUUGGCAAUACCAUCUAUUCAUAUGGAGGAUUGACUAGUAUAGCACCACGUAGAACAUUAGAUGAAUUAUACAAAUUGAACAUUAAGGAGAUGAGAUGGAGGAGAGUGGAAAUAGAAGGAACAAAACCUGCAGGAAGAUGGGGAGCAGCAAUGUGUUGUGUGAAUGGCAAACUUAUAAUGAUGGGUGGACAUGGCCCAUUGAUGCCAGACAGACGACAUUUACAAGCUGAAUACCAGAGGGAUAAUGACUAUUGUUGGAACAAUGAAUUGUGGUCAUUUGAUCCUGAGACAAAUUAUUGGUCUCCAGUGAGUGUGACUGGUCGUAAACCAUCUUCACGUGCUGGUCACACACUGACAGCUGUGGAUGAGAGAAGGGCCAUCUUGUUUGGUGGUUCUCAACAUCAGAGACGUUUGAAUGAUUUGUGGUUAUUGGAUAUGCAGGAAAUGAUGUGGACUCACAUCGCACCAUCUUCUCCAUUGUGGCCACAACCAAGAUGUCACCACACUAUGUGUACAAUAUGCUGUAGAGAUAGAGAUGAAGAGAUUAAGGUGUUACUGAUGGGAGGAUAUGAUGUAAGUGUUGUGCAAGACUGUUGGAUGAUAGAUGUGAUGAGAGGCAGCAGUGAGAAGCUUUUGAUUGAUGGUGAAGAGUUUGAUCGCUGUGAUCAUUCUGUUGGUUGUGUUACACUAUCAGAUGACACGGUAGCCAUCAGUGUAUUUGGUGGUCGUUCUUCAUCUGAUUUUCUUGUAUCUUAUUCUGUUGCCUCUAAUCCAUGUUUCUACCAGUGGAAUCCUUGUCAUCCAUCAGUUCUUCAUAAUGGUUUACCAGCAGCAGGAAAUGGUGUACGUGCUGUUUCUCAUGAGUUAGCAAGUGCCUCUCUUGCUGGUGAGACAAGUCAAGAGACAAGGCAAUUAAUGGAACAGAUUGGACAUCUCACAGAAAGAAAUUCACAAUUGCAGAGUCGACUAGAUGAAAGCGAACGAUUAAAUGAUGAGUGUAAUGUGCAGCUGAAUGUGGAAAGGAGCAGAACAGAUGAAGCGAGAGCUUUGUGUGAGGAGAAAGACAAACAGAUUGAAGAAUUGAUUGAUGAAAGGCAAAUUCUGCAACAUGAAGUGGAGAAUGAAAGAGAAGAGAGACAGAGAGAAAUGAAUAGAAUGAGAGAAGAGAAGGAAGAGCUAGAACGAAGGGUAGAAGAGAUGGAUUUAUUGCUGAAAAAUGCAGAGGCAGCAAGUGAAGAUGCAGAGAGAAGAGUAAGGGAGAACGAGGAGGUGCUGAACAUUGCAGCAGAAGACAUACAACUGAGUGAUAAGGAAAUAGGCAGUGGAGCAUUUGGAUCUGUUCGUGUUGGCUACUGGCGUGGCUGCCCAGUGGCUGUCAAACUGUUACACAGGGAACUGGCAAGGGAUCAUUACCAGAGACGUCUGUUUGAACAGGAAGUGUGUGUUUCUUCCAGAUUACACCAUCCCAAUAUUGCUGCCGUGUGUGGUGUCACUCGUCAACUGGAUGCUCCAUUCUGUCUGAUCAUGGAACUAUUACAGGCUUCAUUGUCAGACGUCAUUGAAGCAGCACACGUGAGUGGCAUCUACUUGACAUUGAGAGAACAGACAGAUCUUGCUCAUGAUUGUUUGAGUGGCCUCACAUAUUUGCACAAUUUGCCUCGUCCUAUUCUGCAUGGUGAUAUUCGUCCUACAAACAUCCUCAUCACAUCAGUGAUGAGAGCAAAGAUAGGAGACUUGGGUUCUGCACGUUUUACUGAUGGCUCACUGUCAGUGGGUCCUAUGAGUACACUGUAUGUUGCACCAGAAAGAUUGGCCAAUAACGCUUUACCCAACAACCAAAGAGCAGACGUGUACAGUAUGGGAGUAAGUCUAGGAGAAUUGUUUACUGGAUAUCAAGGGAAUCGUGAAGACAGAACAAGACAACUGCGAUCUGUGAGUCAGUGGGAUCUGCGUGUGGUGUGUUGUCAGAUGGCUCAUGAGGAUGGCAGCACUAGGAUGAAGGCAAGUGAAGCUCUCAAUGUUAACGACAGAGUUGUGAAGAGUGAGGAGUACACAAGAUGUGGUGCACGACGCAUGGUGAAGGGAGUGACGGAUGGAGUAAAGAAUGUGACACUGUGUGAGAAACCAUGGUGAACAGACAAAUAGAUAGAAAUGCAUUUGUAUAGUGUGCUGUUGUUGUGACGAGUUGCUAUUACGGCAGUUGCUAGAGAUAAGAUGUCAUUAUACACAUUUGACUAUACUAGGGUAAUAAAUGAGAUCUAAUUUAUUACCUAGGGACG
Corticium candelabrum is the source of this 2589-nucleotide messenger RNA. RefSeq lists its product as uncharacterized. Gene Ontology annotation, molecular function: protein binding; ATP binding; protein kinase activity. Gene Ontology annotation, biological process: protein phosphorylation. Bases 89 to 2443 code for a protein of 784 amino acids. Lineage: Eukaryota; Metazoa; Porifera; Homoscleromorpha; Homosclerophorida; Plakinidae. The transcript has 10 exons. The record is from RefSeq and is a predicted model, not a curated record.